Solanum stenotomum is the source of this 2897-nucleotide messenger RNA. RefSeq names its product CRM-domain containing factor CFM3A, chloroplastic/mitochondrial-like. Gene Ontology annotation, molecular function: mRNA binding. The transcript has 9 exons. Gene Ontology annotation, biological process: RNA splicing, via transesterification reactions. Bases 178 to 2829 code for a protein of 883 amino acids. The record is from RefSeq and is a predicted model, not a curated record. Lineage: Eukaryota; Viridiplantae; Streptophyta; Magnoliopsida; Solanales; Solanaceae.
GAUGAUAUUUUGAAGGAGAGAACAAACCCCACCCAAAACCCUCACACUCUUUUGCUAUAUUCACUUCUAUUCUAUUUUCUCUGUUUUUCAGUUCUUUUCCUUCCAUUCUGUUCCUUCUCUACUUAUACAUAUGCAUUUUGGUGUAUCUAUAUAUGUGUAUAUGCAUAUAAUUUGACCAUGGCUCUAGUUCCCAGCCACCAGUUCUAUCCCAGAACCACAAGGCUAUCAUUCCUCAGGUAUAGUUCAUCCAAACCUUUCAAGAAACCAAAUUUUCAUGCCCCACAUGAUAUUGUCAAUCAAGAUUGUAUUUUUAAGCAAAACCCACCAAAAAGAUCAAAUUUUAUGAUUACUCCGCAUGAUGUUGUCAAUCAAGAUUGUAUUUUUAGAAGAACCCCAUCAAAAAGAUCAAAUUUUGUGGUGAAAAACAGCAGCAGAAGAUGGAAUUUGGAUACAAUAUCACCCAAUUUGAAGUCUAGAGAUAGUGGUACUAGUGUAUUUAGUAGUUCUUGGUUAGGUAAAUGGAAUGAAACCCAUAAUGAUAUUAAGCUGAAAAAGGCCCAAAUUGUGUUGAAUUAUAGGAAUAGUAAUGGGGAUACAUCUGGUUCUGACUGUGAAGAAAGUAUUAGUGGUAGUACAAUGGAUAGAAUUGUUGAGAAAUUGAAGAAAUUUGGGUAUGCUGAUGAGGCUACAGAGAAGGAGAAGAAGGAAAAGAGAGUUGUUGAGAAAGGGUCUAUUGAGGAUAUAUUUUUUGUUGAAGAAGGAAUAUUGCCAAAUGUAAGAGGUGGGUUUUCUGAAGAAUCUCCAUUUGGGGAUGAGAAUGUAAUUGCCAAAGAUGGUGUAGUUAGAUUUCCAUGGGAAAAGCCAUUGGUGAAGAAAGAGGAGAGUAAUUCAAUGGCUAGUAGGAGUAGGACUCAUUUGGCUGAGCUGACACUUCCUGCUUCUGAGCUCAGACGGUUGACGAAUUUGGCUCUUAGGAUAAAGAACAAGUCGAGAAUUACUGGUGCUGGUGUUACACAACAAGUUGUAGAAACCAUUCACGAGAAGUGGAAAACAUCUGAGGUUGUCAGGUUGAAAGUUGAAGGUGCUCCUGCACUAAAUAUGAAGAGAAUGCAUGAGAUUCUAGAGAGGAAAAGUGGUGGACUGGUGAUUUGGAGAUCUGGCACUUCUGUGGCUCUUUACAGAGGUGUCAGUUACGAGACUCCAUCUGAGGGAAUGAAGAAGAGGAUAAUGAGAAGAGAUGAGAUUCGUCAUAAGAACUCUCCAAUAGUUGAUGGCGAAAGUAAUCAGAAUCCUCGCAAUGAUGUGGAUUCCCUCCAAGAAGACUCUGUAGAUACUUCUGAAGAGAACAAAAAUAUUGAUAGACAAUCAGAAGUGAACUAUGAAGAUGAAGUAGACAAACUGUUAGAUGGCUUGGGGCCUAGGUAUACAGAUUGGCCAGGAUCCGGUCCACUUCCUGUAGAUGCAGAUUUACUUCCAGGUAUAGUCCCUGGAUAUCAACCUCCUUUCAGAAUUCUUCCAUAUGGGGUGAGAUCUACUCUUGCGGCAAGAGAAGCAACUGCUUUAAGAAGGCUUGCCAGAGUUCUACCUCCACAUUUUGCUUUAGGUAGAAGCAGGCAGCAUCAAGGUUUGGCCUCAGUCAUGGUUAAGCUGUGGCAACGAAGUUCAAUUGCAAAGAUUGCUAUAAAACGUGGUGUUCAGCUUACAACAAGUGAGAGAAUGGCUGAGGAUAUUAAGAAAUUAACAGGGGGUAUGCUACUAUCUAGAAACAAGGACUUCUUGGUAUUCUACAGAGGGAAAGAUUUUUUGUCACCAGAGGUUGCAGAAGCCUUGUUAGAGAAGGAGAGAUUGGCAAAGACCUUGCAAGAUGAAGAAGAGAAAGCUAGGCUACGAGCAUCACUCUUACUCACAGCAGGUGUUACAACAAUUAAUUCUUCAAGGACUGCUGGCACACUAGGAGAAACUUUGGAUGCUGAUGCUAGAUGGGGGAAAAGGCUGGAUGAUAAGGACAAGGAGAAUGUGAUGCGAGAAGCAGAACUAUUAAGGCAUGGUGACCUGGUCAGGAAGCUUGAAAAGAAACUUGCAUUUGCUGAAAGAAAGUUAAUGAAAGCUGAGCGUGUCUUGUCAAAGGUGGAGGAAACUUUAAAUCCUUUGGAUAGGCGUGCAGAGCCUGAUAGCUUAACAGAUGAGGAGAGAUUUAUGUUUCGGAAGCUUGGGCUAAGGAUGAAAGCUUUCUUACUUUUAGGUAGACGUGGAAUUUUUGAUGGUACGGUGGAGAAUAUGCACUUGCAUUGGAAGUACCGUGAAUUGGUUAAAAUCAUGGUGAAGGCCAAGAAUUUCGAACAAGUAUCAAAAAUUGCACUAGCCCUUGAAGCAGAGAGUGGAGGUGUCUUGGUUUCAGUGGACAAAGUGUCCAAAGGAUAUGCUAUAAUUGUGUUCCGUGGUAAGGACUACAGUCGACCACCUACUCUUAGGCCCAAAAAUCUUUUAACCAAAAGAAAGGCACUGGCACGUUCAAUAGAGCUUCAGAGACGUGAGGCUCUUCUGGAACAUAUUUCGGCAGUUCAAACAAGAGUUGGACAGCUUACAGCAGAAAUUGAACAACUGGCUAGUCUGAAAGACUCUACGGAUGAUGAACUAUAUGAUAAGUUAAGUUCUGCUUAUUCUUCUGAAGACGAGGAUAGUGAGGAGGAAGGGGAUGAUGCAUACAUAGAGGUUUUUGACAAUGAUAACGAUGUUGUCAAUCGUAGUGAUGAUUCAGACGAUAUUUCACAUCCAGAAAGAGAGUUCCAGUAUGUUCAUCAAAAUGAAUCAGAAAGAGAGCUUGUUUGAGUAAAACACUGUUCUUGACACUCUCCAAGGCAUGUCGUGGCUUGUUUGUACAAUCGAGGAAGUUGAAG